Molecule: messenger RNA, 2475 nt
Organism: Symbiodinium sp. CCMP2592
Lineage: Eukaryota; Dinophyceae; Suessiales; Symbiodiniaceae
Source: the annotation of a GenBank genome assembly
AUGGUUCCCAUGAGGCGCCGCAGUUCGGUUCGUACGGUUACCUUGCAUUUAUCCCGAAGACAGCACCAAGGUGAAUUUGAUGCGAGGCAGUCGGUGGCAUCGGAUUUAGAAACUGAGGCAGAUCUGCAAGAAAUCAAAGCAAAGACCAUGUACCGGAUGGUGGAAGAUAUAACGCUGGGCUCUGGCUCCCGGCACAAGGUCUUGUACCUUUCGAACAAACAAGCUCGACUGUUGGCCCACACGCCAGGAUCUAUGAAGCGCGUUUUAGAAGCCUUUGAAAUACCAACCCCCAAGCUGGUAAUCAGGCUCAUACAGUCCACCGGCGGUGUUGACUGGACGAGAUCACGGCUUCGGGCCGGCAUCAAUUUGCAAUAUCCGUAUCCAGGUGGUGAAGAGGAAGCUUUGCAAGCAGAGCGGAAUUUAUAUCACUUUAUGGAGGAAGUCCUACUUCCUCUUGCAGCUGAGACGAAUGCUCUAAUCCUUGUGCAGGCCACAGUGGGAAGCUGCAUGUUGACAUCGGCUCUUGGACAGGCUCUUGACCUUCAUCGCAACCGGUUUGGUGACAAACCCCCCUUUGCCGUCACGGCCUUGACUUCUGACUUUGACAAGCUCUACAACAAUCAGAACCCUUCGGCAAAAUGGUGGGACUUUGCAAAAGCUGUUAGCAGCUGGAGACGGAGGCACCGAGGGAUUCUACAAGACUUCUUCACGCGGCAUCCUGGCAGAGACUCUAUCGCAUACGACAUGACCGACGCCUUCUCUCAAUACAUCGUGUGCGAUGGAGUCAACGAGCAUGAUGGCCGAAUGGAUUUCAAUCCUUUUACAGCUUUCAACUCUUCCCUUCUGCAGCACUUGAUGCAACAGGUGCCCUGCAUUGCCAUCAGAACUGGGCACACAGACCUUCUCGAAGGUGAUGAAGCGUCGCUGGGGAACAUCGUUGCGUGCCUUGAAAGCGGGUGCCCGACCAUAAUGGUAAACCUGCGUGCAUGGCCGAAUAGUCUGAUGCUGCCAGAUGUGCAACAAACGUACCAGGAGUUCUUGGACACCCUAGGCGGACGAUGGGAUUAUCUUGAUUGCAUGGUUAUCUGCUUGAUUAUGCGGGCCUGGGAGAAUUCCCGGAAGGCACUAGAGCAGAAACUGGUGGAGCAACAAGUGCCUUCAGUUCGCAGAACCAGACAAUCUGCAGAAGACUUGAGCAUGAUUGCUGUGAUGGCUGAAGCCCCCUUCCGCAACCAGCUGGCGGAGUUGCUGCAGUGGUACAGCCGCUUGUUUACCGAGGCGCAGGACGAGGCCGUUGGGAGUUCUGGCGAGCAACGACUCAGCGUGGACCGGCAACAUCAGCGUGCGCUGCAGAUGUCGGCUGUUAUAAGAAACGAGCAUCUACAUGUUGCAGAUGCCUUCGACAUUGAGGGUAUUUGGCGACUCAUUCGAGAGCUGGUUCGUCUUGAUCGGUUGCCUAAGCAGGAGGAGCCUGAGGGCAUAGACUUGCUGGAGCAGGCAUGGUGUGAGUACGAUGCGAAGAACUACCUGGCAGGAGUGUACAAAGUCUACAGCAAGUUCAGCUAUGUUGGCCUUCUGCUACUCAGUGCUCUCACCGUCGCACUCACGGUUCUUCCCGACGAGUGGUUCGGCUCAAUCCAGGUCGAUGAGCAGGGGAUCGUCUUCAUCGUAACCCUCAUGGCCGGCGCAGCUACGACUCUGACGACGAUCAUGAACCCCACUCAGCGGUGGAGGGUGCUUCGAAGCAAGUCUGCAUUUCUUCUGAGCACCAUCUGGCGCUACAGAACUCGCACCAAAGAGUUUAGUAGUUGGAAUGCUGGACAGAAGCCUCGGCAAACUUUUUGCCAGCGUUUCAUCCAGUGGAAGGCCGAGUUAGCAGAGGGGACAAACCUGCUGGAGAGUACCAUGGAGAAAGCCUACCCGGCGUGGGUCUAUAAGCACCUCCGCUCCAUCACUUCAAAGGGUCAUGCCAGCGCCGCAGAUGCUGACGAUGACGACUUUUACACGCCAGUUCCACCAGGCAAGUAUGUCCUCUGCAGGCUACAGCCUGCCAUAGACUUCUAUCAGUCCCGAAUCCCGUGGAUGGCGCGCAGACGGCGUUUGCUGCAGGUCUGCGUCAUUGCUUGCUCACUGUGCUCUUCAAUUUUGAGUCACUUCAAGCAAGGUACCUGGAUACCGCUGGUCGCUAGCUUGUACAGUUCGCUUUGCGCCUGGCAGGAGUUUGCAGGGCUGGACCAGAAGCUGCGCAGAUAUACGGAGGCCGUACAAGCUCUCAAAGGCGUUCUUUCCUGGUGGGUUAGCUUGACGGAGGUGGAACGGGCCUCGCCUGUGUGCAUUAAUCGCUUGGUGGAAAGCGUCGAAGAUGCGCUCACACGUGAAGUUGGCAUCUGGGCUUCGACCUUAGCAACUGCAGAGCAGAAGGCAUCCCAGGGACCUGAAGAAAAGAAGGAGCCGAAGAAGAAAGAUUCUGAAUAG